AUGGUGGAUAGUGUAUCGUAUUUCCUUGGGCAGGGUGGUAAAGGUGAUGACAACAAAAAGGCCGAUGACUCCAAAAAUAAAGAAGAUUUGCAAGUAGAUAAAACGCAGGCGUAUCCUGUUUGGACUAAUGAGAAUGGAGCAGAAGAGGAUGCAAAGAAGAAAGGCAGUAAAGAAGAGAAAGGGAAUGGGAACGAAGAGAACAAAGGCAAAGACGAGAGAAAGAGUGAGGACAAACGAAGUGUCGAUGAAAAGGGAAAUGUUGACAAACGCAGUAGUGAAGACAAGAAGACUGGAGAUGAAAAGCCAGGCAAAGAGACCAAAAAGAGUGAAGAAAAGGUGGGGCGGCCUAAAACAAGGAAAAGUGAUGACGAGAGCGGCGGCUGGAGAAAAUACCGCAAAGAAGCUAAAACGCAAUGGUAA
This is a messenger RNA of Cooperia oncophora, 420 nucleotides long. NCBI's taxonomy places the organism in Eukaryota, Metazoa, Nematoda, Chromadorea, Rhabditida, Trichostrongylidae. The record is from the annotation of a GenBank genome assembly.